AAGGUGAUGGGCAUGGUCCCUGAAUAUGCAGCAGAAAUUGCGCGGGCUCUGAGACUGAGACUCUUCUGCGGUCGUUCCUUCCACUAUGGAGCUAUGAAUGAUUCUACCCACCAAUCCCAUGGUUUAAUCUGUUCAGAUAUUGGGCAGUGGAAAUGAAGAAGUCAGCAUUGCGGGUGCAAAAUGUGUCCACUACUGGGAAACAGGUGAAAUGUGGGAAGGAAGCUUUAGUUAAACUCUUAAGAUGGCAUUUCGGGCAUGCCCAAUUCAGGGGGAAGCAGUUGGAGGCAAUUGAAGCAGUUUUAUCAGGAAGAGAUUGUUUUUGUCUUAUGCCAACUGGAGGUGGGAAAUCAAUGUGCUAUCAGAUUCCUGCUCUGGCGAAGCCGGGAAUUGUGCUUGUUGUUUGUCCUUUAAUAGCCUUGAUGGAAAAUCAAGUAAUGGCUUUGAAGGAGAAAGGAAUUGCUGCUGAAUAUCUUGCCUCUACUCAGACGUCAUGCACCAGAGAUAAGAUCCAUGAAGACCUUGAAUCUGGAAAGCCAUCCUUAAGGUUGCUGUAUGUAACACCAGAAUUGAUUGCAAUGCCUGGAUUUACGUCAAAGCUGACAAAGAUUCAUGCUAGAGGAUUAUUAAAUCUAAUUGCCAUAGAUGAGGCUCAUUGCAUCUCAUCAUGGGGACAUGACUUCAGGCCUAGCUACCGGAAACUUUCAUCUUUAAGAAACCGUCUCCCAGAUGUACCAAUUUUGGCUUUGACAGCCACUGCUGCUCCUAAAGUUCAGAAGGAUGUGAUGGAGUCUUUAUCCUUGCAGAACCCUUUGGUUCUAAAAUCAUCUUUUAAUCGUCCUAAUAUAUAUUAUGAAGUUAGAUACAAGGAUCUUUUGGGUGACACCUACACCAAUUUAUCAAGUUUACUCAAAUCUUGUGGAGAUGUUUGUGCGAUAGUGUAUUGUCUUGAACGUACUACAUGUGAUGACUUGUCUGCUCAUCUAUCAAAGAAUGGCAUUUCUUGUGCUGCCUAUCAUGCAGGGUUGAACAAUAAAAUGCGCAGCUUGGUUUUAGAUAACUGGAUCUCUUCUAAGAUACAAGUAGUUGUUGCUACAGUGGCCUUUGGGAUGGGUAUUGAUCGAAAGGAUGUUCGAAUAGUUUGCCACUACAAUAUUCCAAAGUCAAUGGAAGCCUUCUAUCAAGAGUCAGGUAGAGCUGGCCGUGAUCAACUGCCCUGUAGAAGUCUGUUGUAUUAUGGAAUGGAUGAUCGCAAAAGAAUGGAAUUUAUUCUGAGCAAUUCCAAAAGCAAGAAGUUGCAGUCCUCAACCUCACAGGAUGGGUUCUCAAAGAAGUCCCUAUCUGACUUCAAUCAGAUGGUUGAGUACUGUGAAGGGUCUCACUGCCGUAGGAAGAAAAUUCUUGAGAGUUUUGGAGAACAGGUACCUGCAUCACUAUGUAAAAAAUCAUGUGAUGCUUGCAAACAUCCAAAUCUAGUUGCGAAGUACUUGGAGGAGCUAACAACUACUUGUGCAGUUCGACAAAAAAAUAGAUGCUCUCAAAUAUUUAUGAGCAGCUCCUCAAAUUUGACCGAUGAAGAUUUCACUGAGUUCUGGAAUCGUGAUGACGAAGCAAGUAGUUAUGAGGAAGAUAUAUCUGAUUCUGAUGAUGGGAUCGAGGUUGUGAAGGGCUUAGCUAGGUCAAACCUAGAGUCAAAAUCUGGAGUAAAUGAAAGGAUUGAGUUCUUACAGAGUGCAGAAGAGAGCUAUUAUCAGAAUAAGAUGCCAGAUAAAAAGGCCAAUAGGCAUGACAAAAAUGCCAUAUCUGAAAUAUUGAGAGAAGCCAGCAAGCAGAGAAUACUAAAUGCUCUUAAGCAGAUGCAGCAGCGGCUUGGUAUUUUGAAGAUUGAAUUCGAAACAGCAGCCACUUUUUUCGAAAAUGAAUGCUACAAGAAGUAUGGAAAGACUGGGAAAUCAUUCUACUAUUCUCAAGUGGCAAGUACUGUGAGGUGGCUAUCAACUGCAAAUUCUUCAGAGCUAAUGGAUCGGCUUGGCACCAGUUUGGGUUCUCCUUCGGUGAAAACUGUUACCUCUAAAGCAAAUUCCCCUCCAACAUCAUAUCAGGGAAGGGCAGAAAAUAGUAGUGAAGAAAUUCAUGAAAACGUUAGAACAGAAGCAUUUUUAAGCAACUUGCCCCCUCAAAGUGCUCCCCUAGAGAUUGGGUUGCCCCCAAUACCAUCCUUCUCAGACUAUGCUAGCAGCAAAAAAGCAAAUGUUAGUCCAUCAAAUCUUUUAUCAACGUCAAGAAGACAGUCGCCUAUUACAGCUCCCAAGGACAGAGAGAAGAGGAUGAAGUUGCAGUAAGUUUGACUUGUUCUGUUUUUGUAAGUUGGUUUUAGGCCUGUAUUCUAUGGCUGAUUCUGCUCAAGAUAGCAAUGAUGUGAGCAUCCUUUUUGGCCAUUAUUUUCUAAUAUUAUUGUGGCUCGUUUGGAACUUAAUACAUAUUAAGAAAAAGAAAAAAAAUAUCAAGGAAUUCACCUUUUCA
Molecule: messenger RNA, 2520 nt
Organism: Malania oleifera
Lineage: Eukaryota; Viridiplantae; Streptophyta; Magnoliopsida; Santalales; Ximeniaceae
Product: ATP-dependent DNA helicase Q-like 3
Exons: 20
Coding region: 153-2339 (728 amino acids)
Biological process (GO): double-strand break repair via homologous recombination
Cellular component (GO): cytoplasm; chromosome
Molecular function (GO): nucleic acid binding; 3'-5' DNA helicase activity; four-way junction helicase activity
Source: RefSeq, a predicted model, not a curated record